This is a messenger RNA of Wasmannia auropunctata (little fire ant), 1303 nucleotides long. RefSeq names its product transcription initiation factor TFIID subunit 8 (gene Taf8). Gene Ontology annotation, cellular component: transcription factor TFIID complex. The transcript is spliced from 5 exons. The record is from RefSeq and is a predicted model, not a curated record. Lineage: Eukaryota; Metazoa; Arthropoda; Insecta; Hymenoptera; Formicidae. Gene Ontology annotation, molecular function: protein heterodimerization activity. The coding region runs from base 192 to 1067 and encodes 291 amino acids. Gene Ontology annotation, biological process: transcription initiation at RNA polymerase II promoter.
AUCAUGUUAUCUUUGUUAUUCACCGAAUGUUAAACAAGGAUAAAAUGAUACACCUAGACGAAGUUUCUGAACGCAGCCCAGUAUGUAUACAUAAUCUCACUGCCUUAACCUCAUCUUGUUGAAGUUGUUGCAGACGACUUGGGUUGGAUGAUCGGAGAUUCGUAGAAAUCCGUAAUCAAAGAAGAAGAGUUAUGGAUUCACAAAUAGUAAAUACUCGAAGAAAGAUAUUAAAUCAUGUAGUUUCCAGCAUUCUAGUGGAAUGUGGUUAUGAGAUGUGCGACAAACAAGUAUUGGAAACACUUACCGAAAUGUUACAGUCAUUUAUUGUGGAAAUUGGAGCUUCAGGGAGAAAUUAUUGUGAACUUUCUGGGAGAACAGAGCCUCUCAUAGCAGAUGUAAUAUUGGCACUGAUUAAUAUGGGCAUGAAAUUAGAUAAUAUAGAGACUUACGCAAAGCGACAAAACAAGACAAUUCUGCCGACGCUUCAGCAGCAAACACAAGCAAAGCAAUUGAAUAUUUUGCAAGCUGGUGUUAAGCAAGGUCAUCCAUCGCAUAUACCAAAUUAUUUGCCGGCUUUUCCUGAUCCACAUGCGUAUAUCAGAACUCCGACACAUAAGCAACCAGUAACAGAAUACGAAGCAAUCAGAGAAAAGGUAGCAAUGCAAAAACGAGACAUCGAGAGAGCUUUAACAAGGUUUAUUGCUAAAACAGGAGAGACACAUAGCUUAUUUCUCACAGAAGAUAACAGCAUGUUUCCAUUAAUAUCUUGCAAACCACAAUUUCCGAGUUAUAUCUCUGCUCUUCUACCUCAAGACCAAAUAUUUGAACCAGAUCCAGAUUUUCAGUUCGACUCGAAUCCAAUAAAAAAGAAGAAAGAACAACAAAGUGAAGAAACAGAGGAAGGUAAUCAAACACAGAACGAAAAUAUGGAACAAAAUGGUGAAAUUACUACUCAGCAAGAUGUUAUAGAUAAUCCAUAUUUAAGACCUGGAAAGAUUCCUAAAAAUAAAAUAUCAGGUACAACGAUACCUGGGCAACAUUCUGUUAAGAAAGAAUUUGAAUCUUAAGUAUCAUGGUGUAAUAUUAGUGUAAAUUAUAUAAUUAACUAAUGUAUAAAAUCAAAAAUUUUAUGUUCAUUUUUCGACUCAUCUUUAUGUACAUAGUUCAUAUUUUAUACUUAAACUGUCUUUUACAUGAAUGAAAAAAUAAAUAUUGAGUUAGAUAAUAAAAUUAUAUUUUUAUUAUUAUGUAGUUACACAAUAGUAAGUAGUUUCGAAAUACAUUCAUGAAAAUUAAUCAUAAA